AAAUACAGUAUUACUGUUACAGUCUGUUGUGCACCUUACUGCUUAUAACGACUCCACCGUGUCAUAGUAUGCGAAAUGCCUUUCUCAAUUCUCCGUUGACAUUCCCCUGCAGUUAAAGGACAGCAGAGAUACAAGAAGAAAAAAAGUCAUGGUUUUUUAAACUGGGAUAUUAACCAUUCAUAACGCCGGAGAUGAAAGAUGGACGUCAGUGAUGCCCAAUAGAAAAAAGCAAGAUUUCAAAAUGAUUCCGUCAGUCAAUUGGGAAGUAAUGACGCAGUUAACGAAUCCGCCCCCGAAUAUUUGCCUGGACCAAUGAGAAGGCUGGUGCGAAUCGCGAGCGGGCUUCGGACUGGGGGGGUUCUUUAUGCGGCAGCGCAUGCAGGAUUUGGCAAAGCGGUAAAAACAAGCGCAGCUGCGGCGGGCGGUGAAACGGACUUAACAGGUACCGGCGAGGCUCGGCUUAAGACUGGACAGCGUCCCGACAGAAAUCUUGCCAAGUGAGAGUGUGAAUCAGCUUCUAGGUAUCUGAAAGAGUGUGCUAUCUCCAUGUAUCCUGAAUCAACCACUGACUCCCCAGCUCGACUCUCACUGCGACAAACUGGCUCCCCAGGCAUGAUUUACAGUGCUCGUUAUGGGAGCCCUAAAAGGCAACUGCAGUUUUACAGAAAUCUUGGAAAAUCUGGACUGAGAGUGUCUUGCCUUGGACUUGGAACAUGGGUAACCUUUGGAGGCCAGAUUACUGAUGAGAUGGCAGAACAGCUGAUGACGCUGGCAUAUGAGAAUGGGAUCAAUCUGUUUGACACAGCAGAAGUCUACGCCGCGGGCAAGGCAGAAGUGGUGCUCGGAAGUAUAAUAAAAAAGAAAGGAUGGAGGAGAUCCAGCUUGGUCAUCACAACAAAAAUCUUCUGGGGUGGAAAGGCAGAAACUGAAAGAGGACUGUCAAGAAAACAUAUAAUAGAAGGCCUAAAGGCAUCUUUAGAGCGUCUACAGUUGGAGUAUGUCGAUGUGGUUUUUGCCAACAGGCCUGAUCCCAACACUCCUAUGGAAGAAACGGUCAGAGCUAUGACUCAUGUGAUCAACCAAGGAAUGGCCAUGUAUUGGGGAACCUCUCGAUGGAGCUCCAUGGAAAUAAUGGAAGCAUAUUCUGUAGCACGACAAUUCAACUUGAUCCCACCCAUCUGUGAACAGGCAGAGUAUCACAUGUUUCAAAGAGAAAAGGUUGAAGUGCAGCUCCCUGAACUCUUCCACAAAAUAGGGGUGGGAGCCAUGACGUGGUCCCCACUGGCUUGUGGUAUAAUUUCUGGAAAAUACGACAGUGGGGUACCACCCUACUCAAGGGCCUCGCUAAAGGGAUACCAAUGGUUAAAAGACAAGAUCCUGAGUGAAGAGGGCCGGCGUCAGCAGGCGAAGCUGAAAGAGUUGCAGGCCAUCGCAGAGAGGCUGGGCUGCACACUGCCGCAGCUAGCCAUUGCCUGGUGUCUGAGGAAUGAAGGUGUCAGUUCAGUUCUUUUGGGGGCAUCUAACACAGACCAGCUAAUGGAGAAUAUUGGUGCAAUCCAGGUCCUUCCAAAGCUGUCAUCUUCCAUUGUGCACGAGGUGGACAGUAUUUUGGGUAACAAGCCGUACAGCAAAAAGGACUACCGGUCCUAAUGGUUGAUGAGCAGCUGCGGCCUGCUGGACUGGCGCCGCUCAACUCCUCGACCUCUGCCUGCUCCUGUUUAUGCUUGGGCUUCUACUGAAUGAGAACUGAACUUUUGGCUUUGGUCAACACUCCGCUGAUAUUGGAGGGAGGUGUGACGGAGCCGAGAGCUGACCGCGUUCUUUACAAAUUACAGUAAUGCAACUGAACAAAACAGCAGUGGCUCGCUUGGCAGACUAAAACAUUUAUUCCCUUCCGGCUUUGUUUGUUUUUUUUUCCUUUAUUUUUUUACUUAUUUGAAUGGAUGAGCAGGAGGGCAUCUUCUAAGGUGUCAGCUUUAUUUGUGCUUCCUCAACCAAAGCCAUGCCGAACUGAGCACGCAACGGACAAAGGGGUAAAUGAUCCUGUUUUGGGGUUGGUGGGUCGGGCACUAAGGGGCUUAGGAGACGCUACUCUGCUGUGCAUGGUCUCCCUGACUGGGAGUGCUGCUGCUUCCCUUCUCCUGACAGUCCUUAAAGGAAUCCAUUUGUUUUCAUCCACGCUGCAGACACAGACACACACACACACACACACAUAUAUAUAUAUAUAUUUAAUAUACACAUUUACAGUCCAAGUAUAUACUGUAUACGUACAUAAAAAUAUAGCAUGGUCAAAUGUAAGCUAGUGUGAAGCUGGCCCACUUGGUCUAAGAGCUUCUUUAAUCAAACGCAUGUGCCGAGUUCAGUUGCUUUUUCACAUCAACUUCACCAAUGGGCACACACCUCUUUUGCCCCCUCUUGUAUCUGUGCCCUUCCAACGGGCAAUACUGACUGGAACUGAAACUGUGACACGCAGGGGCACAUUGCUGCACUACUCCCUGCACUGAUGGUAUGUGAGGGGCUGCCAGCCUGACAUCCUAAUGCAGUAGUCGGUGAUUGUGCCCAUUGCCUCACUCUGCCUGGUUUAUUAUUAGUAACGGGGGUAUGAAGCCAUGUGCGAGGCAGCAGGCAUCUCUGCUGCCAACAAAUGUACGUUAAAGUGAGGAGUGAGAGCGACUGUAAAUAUGAGAGCUACAUAACUAUUACACGGGGACCAAUAAGGCAGCAGAUGGCACUGGGGCCUCUGUAAGACCCCAUUCCAGUAGGACUCCUGAGUAACUCGGUUUGGCUCCUCCAGUCUGAAAGCCUGGUCCUGUGAUAGUGGAGCCGUUCCACAAGGCAUUGGCUCCCACUGUCUACGAUCUGCAUCUUUAGGUGACGUAGCUAAUUGACAAAUUUCAAUCCUGAAGUGUCAGCCCAUCUAGUAAAUGGUGACUGAUGAUUUCACAGGUCAGGUUAAUGUUCAGGUCACUGCAGUGCUCAGUGCUUUGCCACUAUUGCACUCCCCUGGUUAAAGUAAAGCUUUGACGGCUGUCAUUACCUUCAGACCACUGUGUGCUAAACUGGAGUCCCGACUGGCACCACUUUUGAGUUCCUCAUGUAAAAUCAAAUGAGCUUCGUAAUCCUCACAACAUCUCUUUGGUGGACUUCAUCUUGUUAUCUACUGCAAGCAGGCACUCGCUGUUGCGGGGAUGGGUGUGUGUGUGUGUGUGUGUGUUACGGUCACCAGGGGAUUACGCUGUGCGGGUCAGUGCUAGAAAGCCCCAGUCCCAAUGAUGAUUCAGUUAGUUGGUGUUUGCUCAAGUGACAAUGUCGAGCUGCUUUACCCCUUGGGAGGCUGCACUGGAGGCUCAACGAUGUUGGCACCAUGGGCGUCUCUGUAGGCACCACAGUGGGGGCCUGUACUGCCGAGCUGGCGUUUCAUGCACAAGCCCAACUCUGGAUGUAUAUACUCUGUAUAUAAGGCCUCUGUGGUUGUGCUCAGUUUUGCUUUUUCAUUUCGUAAGCAUCUGCUGCCUGCAUCUUGCUUCGAGGUCUGACUCUGGACAGACGACAUGUACAGCUUCACUAUUUAUGAAAUGACAAUAAAUACACAAAUCUGUUCAA
Polypterus senegalus (gray bichir) is the source of this 3603-nucleotide messenger RNA. RefSeq names its product potassium voltage-gated channel, shaker-related subfamily, beta member 2 a (gene kcnab2a). The transcript has 16 exons. Gene Ontology annotation, cellular component: voltage-gated potassium channel complex; membrane; juxtaparanode region of axon. Gene Ontology annotation, biological process: potassium ion transport; regulation of potassium ion transmembrane transport; regulation of action potential. Bases 547 to 1650 code for a protein of 367 amino acids. The record is from RefSeq and is a predicted model, not a curated record. Gene Ontology annotation, molecular function: voltage-gated potassium channel activity; potassium channel regulator activity; transmembrane transporter binding. NCBI's taxonomy places the organism in Eukaryota, Metazoa, Chordata, Cladistia, Polypteriformes, Polypteridae.